GUGGGAGCCCCCGUCGGAGGCAGAGAUGAAGGUGAUCCAAGCUCGGCGGGAACGACAGGACAAAAUCAGCAAGCUGAUGGGAGACUAUCUGCUGAAGGGCUACAAGAUGCUGGGCGAGUGCUGUGAGCAGUGCGGGACAAUCCUUUUACAGGACAAGCAGAAAAAGAAUUACUGUGUGGCAUGCCAGGAGCUGGAUUCAGACAUCGACAAGGACAACCCAGCACUGAAUGCCCAGGCUGCCCUUUCACAGGUGAGGGAGAGACAGCUGGCAGCUCACGCUCUCCCGCUCGUCAACGGAACCACACCCAGUGACUCCUCCCCCUCAGUUCCUGGUCUGCCACGCCCAGAACACUGUGAGGGUGCUGCCUCUGGACUAAGAGGACCUCUACCAGUGCAACCGAAUCCUGCCUCCUCUCUUCCGGGCCCCGCCCCUCCCCUCCCGACCACAGCCCCUCCCAUUCAGCAGAGCCAGUCCCAAGCAGCUUUGCCGGGCCAGCACUCCACCACACUCUGUGCGGAAGAGGCAGUCCUGCAGAAGAUGCGGUGGGCGUCGCAGGAGCUGCAGCAUUCUAGCUCGGUGGAAAACAGUAUCCAGCUCUGCAGCCUCAUCCGCAGCUGCGCAGAUUCACUGCGCAGCCUGAGGAAUCUGCAGCUCUCCUGAAACUUUUACCACAUUAUCUGCGCAACAUGUCACCCUUGUAGCCAGUCCAACCGACACCAAGCCUCACUCAAGGUCGGAAAGUUCAAUCUUGUUAAUGGUAAAAAAAAGGAGGUUAUUUUAAAAAAAGAGCCCUGUGUGUUUUUUUUUGUUGUUUUUUUUUGGUUUGUGCCUGAGGGGUUGUAUGGCUUGAUCCUAAAGGACUGUAAACCACUGCUGUUAGUGCCGUGUUGAUGUUGCACUUGUUCACCAGUCAGGGUUGCCAUGGUUGGGGAUUAGGAUUAAUGCAUAGUGGAGUGCCAAGGCAAGGUGUGUGUUCAUUCCUCACAUUCUUACCAUUUCUAUCAUUGUAGGAGGUGACAUUUAGUGAUGCAAAUCCCCUGUUGUAUAGAGACUUAAACUGUAGAGGAAAAGGAAGGGUAGAAUUUGACUUGGUGUAAUAGGUCUUAAAUCCCAACUGUACAGAUCCCAAGCAAAUAGAACUGCAGUUUCCCCCCAUGUGUAUAAAUGAGACUGUCCAUUUGAUUUCAGGCCCAUUUCACACCCCUCUCAGGAACCUGGCUUUGACUGAAAGUGUGCAGUUAAAUGGAGCUGUGAACUUUGGUGGAAAGCAGGUGAUCAUAAUGUGUAUCUGCUGUGCUGCUGCUCAUUAAAGCUGACUUAGACACA
Anguilla rostrata (American eel) is the source of this 1327-nucleotide messenger RNA. Its product is annotated as protein ZNRD2-like. The coding region runs from base 26 to 661 and encodes 211 amino acids. The transcript has 3 exons. The record is from RefSeq and is a predicted model, not a curated record. Lineage: Eukaryota; Metazoa; Chordata; Actinopteri; Anguilliformes; Anguillidae.